This is a messenger RNA of Caenorhabditis elegans, 285 nucleotides long. RefSeq lists its product as uncharacterized. The record is from RefSeq and is marked reviewed. Lineage: Eukaryota; Metazoa; Nematoda; Chromadorea; Rhabditida; Rhabditidae. The coding region runs from base 34 to 213 and encodes 59 amino acids. The transcript is spliced from 2 exons.
AGCAUUUGACAUGUUGUGGGCCUCCUCCACAAGAUGAGACGGCAGAGAAACAUACGGUCUCUGCGUCUCUCACUCCUACAUCUGAUCUCAUUUAUUUUGCACAUAUUGAUCUACCGUCCGGCUCUAGUUUCAGGACUUAGUGGUAUAGCCGGUUUAAGAUGGCCAACUUGGAAAUGUCAAAAUCCCCAUAAUUUUUUGUAUAUAGAAAUGUAGUUCUUGUUAGUAAAAAUUGUUUUAAAUCUGCUUGUCAUAAUAUUUGGUUAAUAAAAUUGUUGUAUCUUUAAA